Rubroshorea leprosula is the source of this 1509-nucleotide messenger RNA. The record is from the annotation of a GenBank genome assembly. Lineage: Eukaryota; Viridiplantae; Streptophyta; Magnoliopsida; Malvales; Dipterocarpaceae.
AGGCGAAUCAUGAAGCAGCCAAGAGCCUCGUCACAGUGAAAGCUACCAUUGUGAGUUCCUACACGCUUGGGAGGAGCGUAGUUGGGAGAGCCGGUGGAGAAGGAAGGGGAAGAAACCCUGAAGCCGGGGUUAGCCAUCAGAGGGAGGGCAAAGGUUUUGUGAAAGCUGAAGAGUCUCUGGUUAAACCCUCUUGCUGCAGCUAACAUGCCUAUUUCAGAAAUUGCGAGGAUGAAACCCCACUUUCUUAUAUUUCAUCAAAACGACAGCGCUGUCAAUUUGCAUUUAUAUUAAUAGAGUUUUUUGGGGUUGUAGUUAAAGAUAUUUUUAUAGUCCUCAGCCUUUUGGGUAGCUUAUAAAUCUAUCCUCAACGUUUGGGGCGAGAGGGAAAGUGGAUUUAGCUAUUCAGGAAAACUCAAAUGUCUACCACAGUUACCUCCGUUUUGCACAUCUCUGUAAAUCCCAAAUUCCUCUUCACAGAAAGCUUCUGUAUCUCAUCUCCGGCAUGCCUAAAACCCUUUUAUUACAGAGGCAGGACUUCAAAGCCUUUGCAUUUGGUAGUGAAAUGCAGUGGGAAUUCAGGGCAGGGAGCAACGGGGGACAGUUUGAACGAUGCUUUGUCUGGUAUGGUGGAUGAACAAGUAGAAGAACUUUUGAACAGAGAAGAAAACAGAGGUUUGCUUGAUGGGUUGGAGCAGGCCUCACUGAGAGUGGAGAAGGCUAGGAGAGAGCUUGCAGAGAUUGAAAAACAACAGCUUGAGGCAAAAUUGUUGAGGGAUUACGUCAACCAGCUUGAAGCUAGAGCGGCUGAGAUUGCAGAGUGUCAACAAGAGAUCUCAGAAGCACGAGAAAUGGUUGAAGCAGCAGGACGUUCUCUUUUGCUAGAUGCGGAAGGAGCUGGUGGUAAAGAAGCUUUCAUAGAGAAUGGGAGUGGAGAAAUUGAUAAAGAUAAAGAGAGAUGGGAGUCUGUAAAAGCAGCUUUCAUAUCUGCAGUAAUUGGCACCCUUGCAUCCCUACCUAUCUCCUUCACUCAAGUGACCAACAGUACUGAGUUGAUACUCCCCAUAGCAAUCACAUCUAUUAGCUGUGCCUUAUUUGGUGUCACCUUUCGCUACACAGUAAGAAGAGACUUGGAUAAUAUUCAGCUAAAGACAGGGACAUCUGCCGCUUUUGGUGUUGUAAAAGGUCUUGCUACACUUGGUGGAGGACCACCAUUGGAACUAAACCCUGCAAGCAUCUUCUCACAUGCUUUUGAUGGGGCGCUAUACGUGUCCCAGAAUUUGUUCAUUUUUAUCUUUGCUGCUGUAGGUUUGGAUUUUUGUUUUAAAACGAGGCUUUUAAGUUCCUUUCCCAUGAAAAAAAUCAUCUCCAGAGACUAAUUAAAGGUAAGAAGCCUUUAGCUGGAGCUAAAAUUACUGUAUACACUACGUUGAACUGCAGUAUGUGUUACAACAAUGAUAGCUUCCAUUUUCUUAUGGGAAAUGAGGUACACAAUACAUUUUGUGUCAAAAU